CAUUGCGCAAGCAGUCGUCUUCCUCUCUCUCAGCGAUUUUGAAAAUUCAGACGUAUUUUCCAGGAUCAUAAAACAGCUACGUUCAAAGCGACAGAAAAGCCAUCGAUAGAAGAUGUCGCAAUUGAAAAAGCGAGUUCAUCUUUUCAACUGUGAUAAUACGUACAAGCUAGAGCCUGUCGAGAAAUUGCUUGAUCAAAUGCAAUUCAGCAUCCAUGUUGAGAGUGUAGAGAAGCACUCGUUCAGACUUGCCAAAAUGUCUGAAAUGGUAGACACAAUUCCAACCUUAAAGAUGGAUAUGGCCUUUUUCGUGGUUCAUGCGCAUGAAUCUCGGCUCUCGAUCAACGAAGACAACGCUGGCAUCGGCUACGCCAAGAUAUACAGAGCUUUACUUCAAGCAACGGGAGGAGAUGUUAUCACCGUUAUCGGGGGAGAUGACAACUACAAAGACGACAAGGAAGAGAAUCAAGAGGUUAUUUCAAGUUGGGCGAAGAGGAAAGUCUCUUCACAGUUCGGCAUAGAGUAUCUUGAUGGCAGAAAGAGCUUCAUCUUCUCUUGGAACAAACAACAUCGAGAUGUUCACGAACAAGCUUUACUGCAUUACUUUGAUCCAAACAAGAAAGGACUAAAGUUUGAAUAUCGGCCGCCUACUCCAAACCAACAAUUAAACUCAGAACUUCAAUUGCAAGAAACAUCUACAGAAUUGGAAAAUCCAUACACAUCCAAGAGUUACUCAUAUAACGGUAAAGACACCUCUUUACUUACAGCUGAUAAAGAAGAAACUCCGACUGAUUCACACCCUAGUGGCGUCAGUAGUGUCGCGGGUAGCAGCAGAGACUCGACGGGGAUGGAACCUUCUCUCAGUAAUCAGGGAAACAGUGCUUACACACUAAACACACAUAUGAUCCGCCCAAGAGGCUCUCAAGAACCGGAUAUUAACGCUGACUUGCCUUCCAAUUAUCUACACAACAUUACCACAGAUCAUUUACAAACUGAAUACUUAGAAUUAAAAAGCUGUCAUGACGAGAGUUCCCAAAAUACCCCGCAGCCUGUACUGGCAACACAACUCCCCGGAAACCCUCCUCCCGUAAUUGUGCUGAGAGGUAUCGCUCGUUAUGGAAGGAUAUCUAAUCAGUUAGGUGAACUUCAAGUUUGGGACCCUGAAUUUAAAAUUCCAGAUGACAUUCAAGAUAAGUUGCUUACUAAACACUGUCAUACCCCUGAGACUGGAGUAAGAAUUAUUAGGUAUAGUGAUGGCACACUUGAGUGUCAUAAUUAUCAAAAUUUUAAAAAGUUUUUCCUGAAUGAAGAUAUAAAGCUCGCUAAAGAUGAGUUUCUCUUAAUGAAAACUCGUAUCCGCCACGGAAAGGCGUCUUUUGAAGACGUUGAUGUACAGUUUAAAUUUGCAAAUGUUCAUAUUCCUCAAGACAUUAUCUCUGGUUUCACAGAAAAAGAUAGUGCUGACCUGUACAUCAUUUCAGGAGCCGCAAAGAAUGUUCGACUUAUAGUAAAAAGGGAGAGUGCUUUUAGGAGAGUAAGAGAAUCUGUGAAAAACGAGUUUGAUUUGUUGUCCCGUUCCUUUCAUGUGAAGGGACAUCUCAGUUUUCAAAAGUAUCUCCAUGACAAAAGAAAUAUCAUGGCAUCGCCUAGUAAAUUCCAUCUCUUCAACUGCGACCGUGUUUAUAAGCUCGACUCCAUCGAAGAUUUGUUGUUGACAACGACAAGGAAGCUUGGCAUUGAGAUAUCUGUGAAGCAACACUAUUUCACGGUUUCCGAGAUAACUGAGUUCAGCGAUCAAACGAUUCCCACACUGGAGAUGGAUACUGCCAUUUUAGUUGUCAAUGCAAACGAAUCUCGACUCUCCAUCAACGAAAACACAGAGGGAGGCUACACGAAGGUUUAUAGAGCUUUGCUUCAAGCGACAGACGGAAACGUGAUUAUUGUUAUCGGUGGGGAUGACAAUUACAGGAACGAAGAGGAAGAGGAAAGAGCCGUAGUCUCGCGUUGGGCAAGAAUGAAGGUACGUUCCCAAUUAAAGGAGGAAUUCCUCGACGGACGAAGAAGUUUCAUCUUUUCAUGGAACAGGAAACACAGAGAAAUUCACGAGCAAGCAUUGAAACACUUCUUUGAUCAAAGCAAGAAAGGACAAAAGUUUGAGUAUGAGCCACCAGGGCAUUCCGAGCUUUCUUUAAGAGAUCAAAUAGCUCCGCCAGCACGAGAUACAGAACCAGCGCACCAGCUCAAGCUUCAACGCUCCGCCACCCUUCCCGAAGGGAGAAGUAGACAAGAAAUAAAAGACCGGUGGGAUCAGCCAAGUUUCUUGCAAAAAGAUUACACAGUGACAAGGCAAAGAAGUGUGGAUUUUCACGCUAGUCAGCAACCUAAGCUGAACGUACACCUCGAUCCUCUUGCAGCAACCGCUGUUUCAGCUUCGGACUAUGGAUGCUCAUCACUAGGGGACCGAUCUGAACAGAGCAGAGUGCAAAGGGAUACUACCACGAAGGAAACACGUCUGGUCAAAGACUUAGUAGUCCUCGGCUGUGAUGUGUCACCGGCAACAAUCCAGGCUGUGAAAUCAGUACUCGAUGACCUUUAUCGUAGGAUAAGGCUGCCAGAAUGUCCCCAAGUGGAACGUUAUUCAUUAGCUGACAUCAAAUCAUACUUAACGAGAUGCACUCCUAGGUUUUGUAUUCUAGUGGUGGAUACAGAUACGUCUCAUAAAUACCAGCAGCCUGAGUUGGAAGAAAUUCUCAGGACAGCAGCUGAUGUUGUUGUUGAAAAGGUUAUCUUCACGAUUUGCAAUCGAAGUCCUGCUCCAACUGGAGAGGAAGAUAAAUUUGUAAAAAACGUUGAGCGAAUGCUUAAAGCGAAAAGAAAGGGCCUUGUCGUUUGGUUGGAGGAUGGAAAACUGAAUGUGGAACCCGAUGUCUUGAUACAAUUAAUGCUUGGAGCCCCAAUAGCGGCGAAGAACAGACAAGGACAGCUGAGCCACUCAGAAGAAUCCCUCAGACCAACCAAUGCUGCUUCAGGUUUUACAUCUGACAGGAGACUGCUUCAAGAGACACCAAAGCACAUGGGGGAGUUUCCAUCACAAGAAGUGCGUCAUAAUCCUACAUCUUAUGGAGGAGAAUGCACGGAUUCCAGCGAUGUUCUCGUGCUCAAAACACGAAUCCGUCAAGGGAUAAUAUCGUAUGCUACCGAGGAUCUUGUGUCUCGUUCUCCUGGUUUUGUAAUUCCCAAACAUAUAGAGGAAAGUUUGAGGUGCAAAUAUUCAACGACAGCAAACGGAGUGCUAAGCAUCUAUUCCAACACGGAAGGCAAAUUACGAACCACCGUACAAACUGAUAGAGCAGCCACUUGUUUGAUUAUUUAAUGGACAGAUCAACACAACCUCUUCAUCAUACUUAAACAAAGUGAAUAUUAUGGAGGCCUUUUCUCUUAUUAGUAAAUCAUAGAACGUAAACAGUCUUUAAAUUCACGUGUCACGCAACAUGCGGACAUUUCAACUUGAGAUUUUGUAUGGUAGAAUAGAACAAGGUUAUGUACAUAACUCUGCAGAACAGUACAAAACACGGACGGAAAGCAAAAGCAAAGCGGAUCAAUAAAUUGCCGCACCUUAUGAUUCAAAUUCUUACUAUCUUAGGUUCUUUAAGCUUGAUAAUACGAACUUAGAAGCCAAAAUACUAGAAAACUAAACAAAAGCGAAAUGAUAACUUCCCAAUUCGAUGGGUUACCUUAUGAAACGAGCGAACAUUUUUCUCUUCGCUCGUAUUUUCCUCGACCUUACGUACAUUUCUCGGAAAAAGUACCAGUCAAUUUGCGCAAUGUCCGGGUUAAACCAUCGAAAAAGGUGUGAUUAUUAUUUUAGAUAUGUUUGCUGUAAAUGAAAUAAAGUGAAUUAUGCAAAGUUCCCUGUUUGCUAGUCAUAAUUACAGAGCAUUGCAACCUCCGUGAGCUAGAACAUUCGGGUGAGUUGAAACAGAUUACGUUCGAGAUCUUAAAAUGACUAUGUGAAUCUAUAAAACCCAUUAAUAUGUUUAAUCGUCUUUUAAAGAGAGUUUAAAACACUUUGAAAAUCAAAUAUGACACAAUAGAUUUCAAAGAAUGGUCGUGGGAUGACAUUCAAUGAUUGUCAGAACC
Molecule: messenger RNA, 4137 nt
Organism: Pocillopora verrucosa
Lineage: Eukaryota; Metazoa; Cnidaria; Anthozoa; Scleractinia; Pocilloporidae
Source: RefSeq, a predicted model, not a curated record